GCGCACCCUUCCUCACAAAAUGCCCCUCUUCACAAAACCCCGCCAAAGCCUUCAUUCCUCCAUAGCAAAAUCCUUCACAUACAAAUCCCCAACAAGAUACUUUCACGCUUCAUCCGCAAACAUGACCAUCAAGACCUUCUUCGACGUUACCUGGGAGGGCCCAGUUCUCGAUGCCGCUGGCAAGCCAACCUCAAAGGUCGCUGAGCAAGCUGGCCGCAUCAACUUCCUUCUCUACGACGAUAUCGUCCCAAAGACUGCUGAGAACUUCCGCGCUCUCUGCACCGGCGAGAAGGGUUACGGUUAUGCCAGCUCGUCCUUCCACCGCAUCAUCCCUCAAUUCAUGCUCCAGGGAGGUGACUUCACCCGUGGCAAUGGCACUGGUGGCAAGUCCAUCUACGGUGAGAAGUUCGCCGAUGAGAACUUCCAAAAGAAGCACACCAAGCCAGGACUUCUCUCCAUGGCCAACGCCGGACCCAACACCAACGGCUCUCAAUUCUUCAUUACCACCGUUGUCACCAGCUGGCUCGAUGGCAAGCACGUCGUCUUCGGCGAAGUUGCUGACCAAGAGUCAUUGGCUGUCGUCAAGGCUCUCGAGGCCACUGGCAGCGGUAGCGGAAAGGUUACAUAUAACAAGAAGCCUACCAUCGUCAAGUCUGGUGAAUUGUAAAUUGGUUAGCCACAUGGGAGUCUUUCAUUAUGCUUGAGCGCUGUCUUUCAUGGUCCUAAGAUGCUCGCAUGGUGGUGGAUGGACUGGUGAGGGAA
Molecule: messenger RNA, 762 nt
Organism: Mollisia scopiformis
Lineage: Eukaryota; Fungi; Ascomycota; Leotiomycetes; Helotiales; Mollisiaceae
Product: peptidyl-prolyl cis-trans isomerase
Exons: 5
Coding region: 20-667 (215 amino acids)
Biological process (GO): protein peptidyl-prolyl isomerization; protein folding
Molecular function (GO): peptidyl-prolyl cis-trans isomerase activity
Source: RefSeq, a predicted model, not a curated record